CGGCUCCACUCUGCCCCCCACAGUUGAAGCCGGGUAUGACCCAAGCUACUGCUCUCGGUUGAACCUGAGAAGAUCGGGGCUCAAACAAUCUCCAUCCAUCCUCCGCUUCGACGACACUUUGUGGAAACGCAUCUCUGUCAGCAGCCAGGAGAAAAUAUAACUCGUUCAAACGAAUCAGAAGGCACUGGGACGAGGCGCAAAGAAAAAUUUCACUACUAGAUGACAUUACAUCGCAAUGUCCGAUCGUUUGGGGCAAAUAACCAAGUCCAAGGAUGGGAAAAGCAAGUAUUCUUCACUCAGCCUAUUUGACAAGUACAAGGGAAAACCAGUAGAAAACCAGAAAAACACAGUUCCGCGACAUGGCUUACAGAGUCUUGGCAAAGUGGCCGCUGCCCGGCGCAUGCCCCCACCCGCUCACCUGCCGAGCUUGAAGUCUGAAAACAAAGGAAACGAUCCCAGCGUGUUUAUUGUGCCCAAAGACGGUACAGGAUGGGCGAACAAGCAGGAACAACCCGAUCAAAAAACUUCUAUUGCAUCAACAACACAGCUGCCGGAGUUGCAGCCGCAGCUGGCUUCACAGAAAUCUGUCUCCAAUCUUCAGAAGCCCUCACCGGCAGCCAACCAAGAGAACACAAACGCAGGUGGACCAAAGCAAUGGGCCCAGCUAAAUGGAAAGGCAAGAGAGCUAGAUGGUUUAAGGGCCUCAAACCGACUUCAGCCCUUCUCUCACGAGGAAUUUCCCACGCUGAAGGCAGCUGGAGAACAGGACAAGGUUGGCAAGGAAAGAAGCGGCUUCGAUCCGUCGUAUGGGCCAGGACCAAGCCUCCGCCCCCAGAAUGUGACGAGCUGGAGGGAAGGUGGUGGCAGGAACCUUCAGCCCUCAUCCCUGACCCUCGGCCUGCCUGCAGAUCCUGAGGGUAAGCUCACUGCCCUGGGUGAGACCGGCACCCCUCCAGCCCCAUCUCACCCCCCCUCUGCAACCAUCACCACCCCUACAAGUGUGGUGACGGCCCUGUCACCAGUCCUCGACCCAAAGGAGCCCUCCCUGCGCCCUGCCCAGCCUGUCCGCAGAAUAACCGUCCCUACUGCCCUGCAGUACCAACUUCACCACACUUCCACUGCUGUCUACCAUGACAUGUUGCCCGCAUUUAUGUGCUCUAAAGACACUCGUGAAGCCCCAGGUACAGAGCAUGUCCCUGCCACCGUCGCAGCUCCUGUCCGAUUUGACAACAAACCCGCUUUUAGACAGAGCUUUGCUAAACCUGAACUUGUCAACGGUGAUGUGAGAAGAGACAACCGCUUUGUGCGUGGACCACCGCGACAGUCUUCUCAGCCCAUCCGCAGGCCUGGUGAAAGACCUCAACGCCCAGCCAUCAUCAAUCCUGAGGAUCUGAAGGAUCUGGAUGAGCUUGACCACGACUGCGAGGAUGGAUGGGCUGGACUCCAUGAGGAAGUUGAUUAUGGCGAGAAACUCAAGUUUAGUGAUGACGAAGACGAACACUCGAACAAGGAUAAAAACAAGAUGUGGACUGAAUGGGAGAGGGAGAGAGAGAGAGAGAUCCAACGUGAGUGCCACCCCUCCCUGAGUUCAGGUGAGGUUUACCCCCCAGAGGGCACAGAAGAGAACUAUUCCUACCAACAUAACGAGGCUGCAAGGAAGACCAACGGCAGAAGUCUCCCUACGGACACACAGACCCAGCAGAAAAUCCAAGGUGAGCCACCGACUGACCAGGAAGAUCACCAGCGCCAGCCUCAGUCCCAGGCUCCCGCUAGGGCCAAGUAUGUGUCACCUGAGCUGUCGGAGGCAGUCGAGAGAGCCCGCAAACGCCGGGAAGAGGAAGAGAGGCGUGCCCGUGCGGAGCGACUGGCUGCCUGUGCUGAAAAACUCAAAAGGCUGGAUGAGAAAUUUGGUAAGACUGAAAGGCAGACGUCAAGGACAGAGGAGGGCCAGAAAGAGGAAGAUUGCAAAGAAGUCCCGCUGUCCCCAAACAGGGAACAAAGUAAAAGUCAACCUGAGAACUGGCAAUACAGCACAAAAGAUGGAACUGAGUGUCCCACAGACAACAGUCCAGGCCAUAGUUACCGCGAGGAAUCUGGCUUCUCUAACUACCGUGCCAGUGAGGAUGAUGUACAGGAGCCUUCCUCCCCCUCAGGAGACUACAAUGGACGUCAUACCUCCAAACCCAUCCCACCCCGCUUUCAAAAGCAGCAGCAGCCGCACAUUCAACAGGAUCAAGUGUACAAGAUGCAGCAUUGGCAGCAGUCAGGACACCCUGCCCCGUCAAACUCAAGCCAUGCACAGCGGGGCUACUAUCCGCCACAUGUCCUCGGGUUUGACCCCCGCUGGAUGAUGAUGCCACCUUUCAUGGAUCCCCGCAUGACCCAAGGACGAUCUCCUGUGGACUACUACCCCGGUGCUGUCCAUUCUUCAGGAAUGAUGAAACCCAUGAUGCAUCAAGACCACUUGAACAGUCCUGGUUCUGAUGAGGGCCAUUCCAACCUGCACCAGGAGAGAAGAGCCCCCUCCACUGAGCCUUACCCUGUGUGGAACCAGGAUGGCUACCCCUCGCGCAGCUUCACCCCACCUUACCAGAGACAACAUGAAAGCUCAGACAGUGGACAGCCAGAUGAUAGAAGUGAUGUCAUCAGCUCCCAACAGGACUGCUAUGAAGAAAGAGCCAACGAGUACUUGCCCCACCCUCAAGAUGAUCACCCCCACCAUGCUUUCCAGAGCCGAGGCCCAGACAGAGCACAUCAUGACCAUGGUUUGCUGACCACUGCUCAGACCCACCCCCAGAAUAUUGCAGAUAAUGAAUACCCAAAACAAGACUCCAGAGACAAACAUCUCAAAGAUGGCCCUGAAUCUCAUGACGAGACCUUAGACGGCUCCAAGGACAAUUGGAAAAGAGACAGAGGCCAGAAACAAGAUGGAGGGCUUAACAGUGCUCAAACCCAGUGGUCUGAAGCCAGUUCCAGCUCCAGCAGUAGUGUGAGCCAGCCACCUGAGCCCAGUGUGCGUACUUUGAUUCGCAGAACCGGGCCCAUCAAGAAACCAGUUCUCAAGGCACUCAAAGUGGAAGAUAAGGAGAAUGAGAAGCCUAAACCUGAGCCUGAGGAGAAGCCUGUCCCCUACCGUCUAGAGAAAGAAGUCCUUACCAAUGUUUAUGACUUGAAGAAAGACAUCCAGCUUGCCAGUAACAGGCGUGCAGCCUCACCUGUUGUUGUUGAGAAACAACCCGAAGAGAGGCAGCGUCAGUCACCAGCUCCCAUCAAAACAGAAAGACCACUGAGCACCCACAGUGAUGAUUCUCCCAAAGAGAACCCCUGGGAGAGCAGCAAGAGCCAUUCACCUAGAGACAGCCAAGAAAAUCGCGAUCCCCAGGCACCACGGCGUAAUAACUGGAUCUUUAUUGAUGAAGAACAAGCCUUUGGUGCAGUCAGGGGAGCAGGUAGAGGCCGCAGUCGAGGCUUUAGGGAAUUCAACUCUAGAGGUGGAGGCCGUGGAGGCCGAGGUGGGGACAAUCUCAGAGGAACUUAUAACAAUAAUAACAACGGCAGUGGAGUCGGGGCCCAACGGACAGGCAGAGGCAGAGCAGCACCUCGGGACCUGGUCAACGCGGAGGAGUUCGAGAGGGGCAAGCCCCGGAGGCGAAAUGUCAGUGAGACCUUGAGUGAAACCUCUGAGUAUGAGGAACUGCCGAAGAGGCGACGCGAGAAGGGAUCAGAAAAUGGCGAAGGUUACUCAGAGGCAGCAGAAGUCCGCAAAGCUGAUAGAGAUUCUUGGAGAUCCAACAAGGUGUAUUCAGAUGACCAGACGGCCGCAGAUUUCCAAGAAAACACCAAGGCCGGCCGGGGUUUUGGGGGCCGCACGUUGCCUCCCAGGCUCAAUACCACUGGAAGUUACACUCGAGGCUUUGGGGGUUCCAGGGAAAUUUCUACAUGGAGAGGCCGUGGGCCCCAGUUUGGUAACAAUGGUGGCUCCAUGCAAGAGAAUGGUUAUUGUCCUGGAGCUGAGACAGUUUAUACCCGCAGACUCCCUGUUGAGCGUGAGUCUCUCCAGAACCCAACUAAAUUCACUGGCUCUUUAUUGGAAAAUGGCACAGAGGAACGUGAAGGAGAAUACUACAUUGACAACGAUAACCCAGACAGGCAGAUGUUGAGGAGACGUCGUCCACCCCGACAAGACAAGCCUCCACGCUUCCGUCGUCUACAACAAGAACGUGAACCAGGCACAAACCAGUGGACGAGUGACGAGUAUGUAAAUGGAGACCUCGCAAACCCCUGGCCUGGUCGCCCCAAAGGCAGUGGGGAAGAGAACUGGCCCAGUGGCCACUACUCUGGUGGACGGCCUAACAUGCAUGGUCAGGUGGAGGAAUGGGAGACAGGAUCAGACAACAGCGAAUUGGGUGACUGGAGAGAAAAGCGAGCCGGAGGCGCAGCUACACAGGGACAUGGUGAUGUUCCAUCUGACGGCCAUAGCGAACCAGGCUCUGGUGAGAAAAGGGAACUCUCCAAGAGAAGUUUCUCCAGCCAGAGACCGCUGGUGGAACGGCAGAACAGGAAAGGAGAGCCAUCGCUGCUUGAAGUGAGCAAGAUGUCGCAUACACCUGAUAAUCCCCCCACGUCGUCCUCUAACAGGAGUGACAGUUGGCAGAACGGAGGGACAUCUUGUAAGAGCAGGAGCCCAGAUGAGUUGGGCCCCAUCUACAGCAUAGAGUCGGAGGAGAGGGAGCCCAGUGAGUCGUCAGGGAAGGACUUGGACAAGGAGCUGAAGCCAGGACCUGUCAAGUCAGACAUAGCCGAAACUCUGUCCCAGUAUGAACUCUGCAGCUACCCCAUUGAUGGCGAUGCAGGGGGACCAGUUUCAAAUCCAGAUGGAUACCAGGACGCCCUAUCCAAAAAGCAAAGGCGUCCACAGGAAGAUGACAGGAGGAGGAAGGAACAGGGAUCUGCUAUGCCAGUGAAGAACAGGACGAUCGCAUCCAAGAUACCACCACGCUUUGCUAAAAAGCAGGGAAGCAUGAGCAUUGAGCAGCCUGAGGAGCUGUCCUCCAACAAUCUGGGAACUGAAAUCUGGGAGACCAACAGCUCAGCUCUUUCAGUCCAAUCUUCAGGGGGAGACUCUUGGACUAAACAGGUGUCUUAUACUGGGAGCGAGCCCAACUCCGAGGACUCUGAUGCCGGCCCAGAGCAGACUAAAGAACAGCACAAGCCGGGGCCCAUCGGAAACGAACGCUCCCUGAAGCACCGCAAGGGCUCAGAAGGUGUUGAUCGGCUGGAAGGUGGCCCCAUCACGCCAGUCAAUGGCGUGGACCUGCAUGUGGACACUGUGCUGCCCGGGCCUCCUAUUGAGUUUGGUGUUAGUGCCAAAGACUCUGAUUUCAGCCUACCACCAGGCUCUACCCCGGGGCCAGUGUCCAAUCCUGUCAACAAGCUUCAGGAUGUGCUUGCCACCAAUACUGUUCUCAAUCAGACUAUUCCCAUGCUGCGCUCCAAUCAUCUGCAGCCUGGCAUGAACCUCAACCCCAUGUCCUUCCCCAGUGCUGACCUCACUCUCAAGAUGGAAUCGGCACGUAAGGCAUGGGAGAACUCCCAGUCCCUCCCUGAGCAGGGCUCCCCUGGCGGAAUGCCUUCAGGGGGUCAGCCUCCCUGCAGCGUUGGCUCCAGUGUAAGCUACAGUUCAUUUGGAGGAGUGUCCAUGUCUCCAAUGCCUGUGGCUUCAGUAGCACCCUCCAUGUCCAUGCAAGGUAAUCACAUCACACCAUUGUAUCUGGACGGCCAUGUCUUUCCAAGCCAGCAACGCCUUGUACCUCCCAACAUGACCCAGCAGCAGACAUACCAACAGGCGGCUGCAGCCCAGCAGAUUCCCCUCUCUCUCCACACGUCUCUUCAGGCUCAGGCUCAGCUGGGACUUCGGGGCGGUCUACCAGUCUCUCAGUCUCAAGAGAUGUUCAGCUCUAUUCCUCCCUUCAGGUCACAGGUUUACAUGCACCACAACAUGUCCCAGCCCAGCCCCAUGGUGCUGUCGGGCGGAGCACCUCUCAAGGGGCCCUACUCUGCUUUCCCUGGCAUGCAGCCCUCAGACAUGGUCAAGUCACAGUCAGGCUCACACUACCAGCCAAUGAAUGGCAGCCAGCAAUUAGUCUAUGACAGCCAGAUGAACCAGGGCCCUGGGAUGGGUUCUUCCCAGUUAAUGGACUCUCAGCUCAUUCAGGUGACCAUGCCCCUCCCUGGUUCUCAGCUGCGCUACGGCUCAGCUCAGCAGCAUCUCAUCCUCCCACAGUCCAUCCAGCUGCAGCAGGGACAGAACCUGUCGGUGGGAGCCCCGCGUCGGAUGAUGCCGCCUGGCUCCCAGGCUGCUGUCAUGACCGGCAGUCGAGAGGCCUCGCAGAUGGAAAUGAAAGGCUUUCAGUUCUCUGAUAAGCCUAACCACUCCCAGGGCAUGUCUGUAGGUUCCUACAGGCCUGGGUCUGCCAGCCCCAGUGGGAAGCCCUCUGGCCCUUUAGGCCCCCUGCCAACACAUUACAGUCAGCAGCCCCACAGCCACCAGGUCCCACCUACUCAGGGCAGCAUGGUGAUGCACAUGCGGCCCCCAACCACAGGCCCUUUCCCCAACCCAAUCCAGAGACCAAUCAUGCAGGUGAACAAGCCUGUCAUCAUCCGCUCCCCCCCUUACCCUGGCCGCGACCCAUCCCACUCCAACCUUGCUUCAGCCCCCGAGCCCCCUGUUAAGGGGCCUGAGGAUGGCAUGAAGAAUCAAACCUUACAAGAAGUGCGCAAGGCAGUGGGCGAGGGAAAGACACCAUCCGGGGGCAUGACCAGCAAACUCCAGGAGCCACUACCCUCCAUGGGGCAAGCCAAACCAGCACGCACUGGUGCAAUCAAACCCCAGGCUGUCAAAGUAGAGGAGGGCAUGGCAUAAUAACAAUGGACCUGAACGUCCUCAUCACCACCCAGCCUGUCAGCGAAAAGCCCCUCCACCAAUGUCCGAGCCUUCUGAGACCCAUCUCAUCCAGAGGCGCCGAGGCAAGGGGCAAACAUGCAGACAUGAUGAAUUGACCCCUUUUUGAACUGUCAGAACUGGACACUUAUUAUUUCAUACCACGUAUAGAGAUAUAUAUAUAUAAAUAUAUUAUAAAUAUAUACAUAGACACAAACAGUCUUUUAAGCAGAUCUCUUCAAGGUCCUCUUUAAUUUAUUAUUAGUCACUUUUAAGGGGAGAUUGGUAACGAUAAGAUAUUUCAGUUUUUUGGGAUUUCUCCUUAGAGCAGGGAAAAGAAAAGUGGCCAACUCAGACAGAUUGUUAAUUUUCCACACCAUUUUGCCAAACUGUAUUUACUCCCUGUUUAUGGACUUUAGCCCUCGAGACCAGGCAGACUCUUGAUAAAACUCGCUAUGAGACGGAAGGUCUGUUCAAGAUUUUUUUAAACAAUUUGAAAUGCAUUGGGGCACUUGCUGCUCACUUUUGCUGGUAAAAGGUUCAAGUCAUCGCCCAUUCAUCCUAUUGGUAAAGGACGUAUUCUAUUUACCUGGAAGAAAAAAUUCAAACUCCAAUUUGUGGACAUCGUUGCAUGUCACUGUGGCAAAAGUCGAGUCGCAUCAGCCUAGAAGCGCAUCCUCUGGUGUUUUUUCACCGAGCCCAUGAACUGCGGCAAAAACAGCAUAGAACGGUAGAGAGGAUUUGUUUUCUUAAGUCUGUUUGCUUUUCUUUCUUUUUUUUACAUUCUGUUGCUUGCUCUUUUUCUGUCUAUAAACUGAAACAAAAAGGUGAACGUUGUACCAAAAUCAUGUCACUUCCACAGGAACUUCACUGGCAACGAUCUGGCGUGUGCAUGUGAUACGCUGAACAUGUGUGUGUAAACUCGCAGAACUCCUAUCUAACCGAACGCGGUGUUGGUAAUACUGCCGUCGACUGUACGGAUUUUAAACAAACCAAGCUGGCAACAAAACUUUGGGCCCCGUUGUGAUGUUUUGUAUGUGGGGGGGGGGGGGGGGGCUGCAUUCUCUAUUUCUGUUAAGUACCCUCAUGAAUUAGCUGAUUUAGAAGGUUUUGCUUUCUUGGCCCUUUUUCAUUUGGGUUCUAAUGAAUCAAAUUUUCAGUUAAUGAACAUGUGAUUAUUUUUUACAUCCCUUAACCUUGGGGCAGUUUGCUUUCUCCUGAAACACUGUUCACCAAUUCGGUUCAAAACCCGCUGCAGUUGUGGAAAUGGUGAAGAAACAGACUCAUCACAUUUGAUUACUCAGCAACUGGUCUCCGAGGUGGCACGAGCAAUAAAUGCAGCCUAACUAUAAUCACAAUCAGGGUCCAAAUAACUUUUACUCUUUCCAGACAGAAGCUAAUGAUCACCAACGAGGGGCGUUAAGCUUUGCUUGCUGAAUUAAAAACUUUUGCUUAUGCUUUUUUUGUGCGCGCUGCAGUUCCAGUGGACUAAGAAGGACUUUUAAAGUGUUCUAUAUGAAAAUGUGAAGCUGUUGGAAUCAUCCUUUUACUUUGUUUUGUUUUUUGUAAUGGACAUUUAUUUUGAAACUCAAAAAUGCCAAUGUCAUACCCGGUUAAAUGUUACUGCUUACUAUAAGGCUCCAUGACACUACAACAUGUUGCGAUUUAUCUUAAUGUUUCACUGGUAUAUAUGUAUAUGCAUACUUAACUGUACAGUCAGGCCUCGUCAGCGAAGAGGGGCUCAAACCCACAUUUCAUUUUUAGAUAUUAUGGCACUAUAAAGGAUUUAACGUUGAAAAGGUCACUGUGUUCUCAGAAUGGACUGCUCUCACUUGUUGAUAGGUUUGUCAGGCUUGGAGUGUUUUUUGCCUCUUAUCCCUUACUGCAAAAAGAUCUCGAUGCUUCUCAUCAUUGUACCUGCACCAAAAUGUCCCCCCCUCCCCCUCGACUCUUUCUUUUUGUACUUUUAAGAUGCAUAUUUCAUUUUUGUUGGAGGACCAGUGCUUUUCUGCAGCUGAUCCAGCAUUCUAUUUAUCCUAUCUGAUCUUUAUCCUUUCAGAUAUUUGGUCAAUACUCUCCCUUGUUAAAAAAAGAGCUUAUUGAAAGAAAAGAAAUAAAGCAGUUGUGAUUUCUUAAAUGUACUGUUGAUUCUGUACUCUCACUUUGUCAUAUUAAAAUCAUGCAUCAAAUGGU
Molecule: messenger RNA, 9133 nt
Organism: Pleuronectes platessa (European plaice)
Lineage: Eukaryota; Metazoa; Chordata; Actinopteri; Pleuronectiformes; Pleuronectidae
Gene: prrc2b
Product: proline-rich coiled-coil 2B
Exons: 31
Coding region: 236-6922 (2228 amino acids)
Biological process (GO): cell differentiation
Source: RefSeq, a predicted model, not a curated record